Molecule: messenger RNA, 5653 nt
Organism: Cheilinus undulatus (humphead wrasse)
Lineage: Eukaryota; Metazoa; Chordata; Actinopteri; Labriformes; Labridae
Gene: dse
Product: dermatan sulfate epimerase
Exons: 6
Coding region: 194-3064 (956 amino acids)
Molecular function (GO): chondroitin-glucuronate 5-epimerase activity
Source: RefSeq, a predicted model, not a curated record
CAUUCUUUCCCUCCUCUCUCUCUCUCCUUUCCCCCUAAAACGAACUCCUCAAACUGAUCGAUAAUCAGCCGGAUCGAUAUCUGCAGUGAAGAGAAGAAAUGAGCGAGGAGACGAAGGGGACCCGGAUCUGUGAGCAGAACUUCUGACAGCUGAGCUCCUUCGGCUCUGCCUCAGUCCCCUCUCUGAUGAGACGAUGAGAACUCACACCCGCGGGGCCCCCACAGUCUUCUUCAUAAGUCUGCUGUGGCCCCUGCUGGCCCCGGCUGCAGCGGCGGAGGUGGACCCCAGCGGUGGAAUCCCCUUCAUGGGAGGAAACUACGAUGGUCACCCCAUGCUGUACUUCAGUCGGGGGGACGUGGAGGAGCUGCAGUACGCUGCCACGGGGACUCAUCGGGACAUGGCGAGGAGGAUCCGGGAGGCUGGGGAGACCAUGCUGGAGCACCCUGAGGAGUACCUGCCCCCCUGGAGCCCUGCGGAGUACAGCGCUCGCUGGAAUGAGGUGUAUGGAAACAACCUGGGGGUGCUCUCCAUGUUCUGCCUGCUGUACCCGCACAGGGCCGGGGCCCUCGACCUCGCCAAGGACUACAUGGAGAGGAUGGCGGCUCAGCCUAGUUGGUUGGUCAAAGACGCGCCCUGGGAUGAGGUUCCUCUGGCGCACUCGUUGGUCGGGUUCGCCACCGCCUAUGACUUCCUGUACGAGUACCUGAACAAAGGCCAACAGGAGCGCUUCCUCCAGGUGAUCGGCAACGCGUCACGCCUCAUGUAUGAGAAGUCGUACGUGAGAGGAUGGGGGUUUCAGUAUCUGCACAACCAUCAGCCCACCAACUGUGUGGCCCUGCUCACAGGAAGCCUGGUCUACAUGACUCAAGGUUACCUGCAGGAGGCAUACCUGUGGUCCAAGCAGGUCCUGUCCAUCAUGGAGAAGUCUAUGAUCCUCCUACAGGAUGUCACGGAUGGCUCCCUGUAUGAAGGAGUGGCCUACGGGACUUACACCACCCGCUCUCUGUUCCAGUACAUGCACCUGGUGCAGCGCCACUUCGCCAUCGGACACUUUGACCACCCGUGGCUCCUCAAACACUUCGCCUUCAUGUACAGAACCAUCCUACCAGGAUUUCAGAGGACUGUAGCCAUCGCAGAUUCAAACUACAACUGGUUCUACGGCCCAGAGAGCCAGCUGGUCUUCUUGGACCGUUAUGUGUUGCGUAACGGCAGUGGAAACUGGCUGGCAGACCUGAUUCAUCAGAACAGGGUGAUCGAGGGGCCAGGACAGGCUGGGAAAGGACAGAGAUGGUGUACCCUCCACACAGAGUUCAUCUGGUAUGAUCCCAACCUGAUCCCCAAGCCUCCGUCAGACUUUGGCACACCUCGACUCCACUACUUCGAGGACUGGGGUGUAGUGACAUAUGGCAGUGCUUUACCUGCAGACACCAACCGCUCCUUCCUGUCCUUCAAGUCAGGGAAGCUGGGAGGGCGAGCGAUCUACGACAUCGUCCACAAGAACAAAUACAAAGAGUGGAUUAAAGGGUGGAGGAACUUUAAUGCCGGCCAUGAGCAUCCUGAUCAAAACUCUUUCACUUUUGCACCAAAUGGAGUCCCUUUCAUCACCGAGGCGUUGUACGGGCCCAAGUACACUUUACUGAACAAUGCAGUGUUGUUUGGUUCAGACUCGUCAGGGAGCUGUUUCAAACCGUGGAGUGGACAGGUCACUGAAGUCUGCGACUCAAAGUGGUUAAGGUACAAGGUUGGGCUGGCUGCUGACACCCAGGGACGAGUGGAAGCAGCUCUAGAGAGGCAGGGAAUGGUCUUCAUCCGUGGAGAGGGAAGUUCGGCUUACUCUCCUGAGCUGAAAGUCAGAAACUUCCAGAGGAACUUGCUCCUUCUUCACCCGCAGCUCCUGCUCCUGGUGGAUCACAUCCACCUGGAUCCAGAGAGCCCAACCAGAGCCAUGAGUGCCUUCUUUCACAACACAGAGCUACCGUUCCAGGGCACAAAGAUAGAUGGUGUUCAUGGAGCAUUUGUAAGUCAUGGUGAGGACAGAUAUAAGAUGUUCUGGAUGGACGACACAGGUUUCAGUCACAAAGGAGUGGCUGGUUAUUGGAAUUACCCUCGAGGGUACCCGUACAACGGAUCGAACUAUGUGAACGUCACAAUGCCGUUGAGGUACCCUCACUCUAGAGUGGCAUAUAUUUUCUUUGGACCAGGUGUUGAUGUACAGAGUUUUAGUCUUCGAGGAGAUGAUCAGAGGGUAGAUAUCUACCUGGCCACCAAGGACCACACCUACACCAUCUACCUGCUGACCAGUGAGGUAACCAGCAAGCCGCUGUUUGCCAUGGUGCUGCAGGACCACAAGAAGAUCGUCUUUGAGAAACCGGCAGCUGCAGCGGAAACAUCACCAGAGGAAGUCGAGGAAUAUGUCAACGUAAUGGACGACAAUCUUCAGCAUGUCAAGCCCGUCUUCCAGCAGAUGGAGCGACACAUCCUGGGACGGGUUCUCAACACUGCCAGCUUCCGUAAGACCGCAGAGCGCCUGCUCCAGUUCUCUGACAAGAAGAAGACAGAGGAGGUCAUUGAGAGGAUGUUUGCGAUGUCAAAGAAGCAGGCGAAGGGUAAAGGGGGGAGGAAAGUGAACCUUGGGGAGAAGCUCUCUGAGAGUCUGCCUGAUCUUUUUGCACAGAUUGAAGUUAAUGAGAAGAAGGAGAGACAGAGGACGUCAAAGCGUACGUACGAGGACAGUCCGGAGGAGGGAGACGCCGACUCUCGGGCCUUUAUGGAUUACCCAGAAGGCCGCAAAAACAGAAAAGGGGCCUUUGUGAAGGGCCGCAAAUUCAAGGAGGUUCAUAUGGUGGCCACAGCGGGGAGCGAGGGGCUCUCCAGCACCGCCUCCUACAUCAGACUCUUCCUCCUCCUCAACACCGCCACCUUCUUCCUGUUGCUGGCUGUGUUACUGACUCGAUUUCAGAGGGGACGGAGCUUGCACACACAGAGAUGUUUCUACACCAUCCUCCUGAUAGACUGCUUCAUCUUACUGUACCUCUACUCCUCCUGCUCACAUACACAGUGCUAACAUCGGGAGCAUGGGGACAGGGGGUCAUCCAACCUCAGAUUUAAAGGGAUAGUUUGGUAGUUUUGAAGUGGGGUUGUAAGAGGUACUUGUCAGUUGAAAAGGCCUUUGCACACUGAGUCUCUUUUCCUUGUCCAAAAUGGUUGCAUGUUAAAAAAGAACUAUGAUCUUAUGUUUGUGCACUAACUCUGAAACUUUCAGCUGUCAUCAUCCCAUUCAGAACAGGUUUGAUUUAAUGCACGAUUUUGCAUCUGCCCAAGUUAUCCAAAUGGGUGACUGACUAUCAAGAACAGUGGCUGCAGCUCCCUUUAUCUCUCUCUCUCUCUCUCCAUUCACACUGAAACUUUACUCCCAGCCCAGUUCAGACCAAAGAUAUGAGACCAGAUGGGUUGGGCCAAUCUGCAGCUUUCUAAAUGCUGACCAGUUCUCUGUGACUAGAGAAGACGAUGCAUUGUUUUGUUGAACUGCUCUGAUGCAUAUAGCACAACACAUUCUGCUUACAUGUGCAGCUGAUGGAGGAGACAGGAGUGUUUAUGGGCUUAAGUUUCCAUUUGAAAAGUUUCUCUGCAUGAAUGAAUAUUCUGCUUUCAGCGAUUAUUUGUUGGCAUUUAUAGCCCAUCUAAAUAAGAUUUCCAUUUCACAUUUACCUGCUUGCAGCAUUCUUAAACCAGCUCCCUGAGGCUUGCUGAGCUGAAUCACAGGCAACAUCACCAGGUGGCUUUAUUUGAACUGCACAGACUGAUUCAGGCAGCUGCGACUCUCACCAACAUCUCGAAGCAUUGCAAUCUUUGGUCUGAACUGGGCUUUAGACACCAUGCUUUACCAAUGUAAUCUGUGGAUACCGACCACCAAACAUCAUAGAUUCAGGCCAAAAUUUGAACUCACAGCCAGAUAACAAAGUGUUUAAAAGUCGCUCUUUCUCUCUUCAUCUUUGCACAGCGCCGUGACACACAAGCUUGUGCCCAUAACCGGAAUAUAUGAAGGUCUCUGUCAAGACACAUGAACCCAUUUCUGCCUUUUUCUUCAAGGGGUCAGAGAGUCAUGAAAUUGUCUUCGGACUCAGUGUGCAAGUUUCAGUUUCAGUGCGUGGUGUUCUAAUCGUAUUUAGGACCCAAAAAUUCUGUCCAAAAUGAACAAACUUGGUGUGCAAAGGCCUUUACAAGUGUCUCAUACAACCCCAUUGAAAAAAAUACCUUAUCAUCCCUUUAAUGCCAUGAUGUCCAUAGUGAACUAAAUGCACCCAAACCUCAGUCUGAGCCGGAUCGUAUAGCAGGGCUGCUCUUAGAGAAAAAUCUUGAGAUUAUAAAGGAUGUCUUCAUUUUAUGUGGUAUGGUUUAGUCAUCAGAUAAAGUGAUAACCAUAGAAAUGGAGAUGCUUCACAUUAGGGGCCCAGGCCUGGGGCCAAGUGUAGUGUUAAGGUCAACAAGUGUAUCAUUGUCUGCUUGUAAAAAUGGCCUUGGGGUAUGUUCAUGUAGACUUGGGCAAGGCAUUGUAAAGAUAGCCAUUGCCAAAGUACUUGUUAGGGGUUGACCUGGCCAAUUUUCAGGGCCAAUAUUCAGCAUUUGGCUGUUUAUCCACAUGGGUGAUUGGCAAUUGCCAAUCAAAUUUUUCAAUCAAAAAGUGUGCUAUUUUGAUUUACUGACUAGUACAAAUGAAAGUCAAUUCUAAAGGUCUCCUGUCUCUCAAAAACAUUGUCUUUGCACAGCCAAAAGUAAUUUCAUCAUCUGAACUGAAUAAUUUCACUUAUUUUGUAAAUUUCUGUAAAGCCAAAUAAUUCAGAUCCAUGUUAAAAAGCUAUUUUAUAAUUGUUUUAACAAAUUACAGACACACAAAGGCUUUUUGUGGUCAUCUAGUUUUGAGUUUUACAGUAGACAGUAGAAAAUAUUGGUCAACUAUCAUCAGCCAAUCAGUUACUGAAGAGGUCUUUUUAGUUCAAUCUGCAGCACCCACCAAAUUGAAAAGGCUGUCUUAAACUUACUUUAGCUGAUGGGGUGUGUUUGCGGCUUCAUGUGUUUCUUCAGCCAGCCUAAGUGGACUCUUAACUGCAGUUUAUAACACUUUAGCAUUGGCUGCAUUGGCUUCAGUGGUUGCCGCUUGGUUCUUUCUUAACAUGACAACCUUUUUGCAUGUGGUUAAGAAACCAUACAUUGCUCACUGUGAGACUGAACUGCUCUUCCACAACAAAGGUUUCAGCUUGUUUUUAAAGCAAAUUUUAUCUUUAAAGUCUGGAUGUUUUUCUCUAAAAGUGGCCCUGAUGCUGUAAAUGAUCUAUGUAUGGGGUGUUUUCAGGAAAACCAGCUGAUUCCAAAUAGGAAUUAAUGAUUUGCCAAGAUGAAACCAGACCACCUCUGAUGUAAACAGCUUCUGUGGAGCUUUAGAAAUCCGUCUGUGUGAAGUUUGUCCGUCGUACCUGCCUGCUAUCAAAGAUCUCAAGGUUAGCCACUAAAAUCCAGCUGCCUCAUCAGGCCUUGAGAUUGUCCUGUCUAUGUACUUCAUUAAAAUACAUCUGAAUGUAUAUAUGUGAAAGCAAGAUAUAUUUUUAUGGUCUGUUUUUUACUAUUUGUAAAUAAAAUAAUUAUGCAUAUGAGUGCA